Etheostoma spectabile (orangethroat darter) is the source of this 5149-nucleotide messenger RNA. It is a transcript of the gene pdgfd, whose product is annotated as platelet derived growth factor d. The record is from RefSeq and is a predicted model, not a curated record. Lineage: Eukaryota; Metazoa; Chordata; Actinopteri; Perciformes; Percidae. The transcript has 7 exons. Gene Ontology annotation, molecular function: platelet-derived growth factor receptor binding; growth factor activity. Gene Ontology annotation, biological process: positive regulation of cell population proliferation; positive regulation of cell migration; positive regulation of phosphatidylinositol 3-kinase/protein kinase B signal transduction. Gene Ontology annotation, cellular component: membrane. Bases 461 to 1573 code for a protein of 370 amino acids.
CGCGCAUCACUCAGUUGGAAAAGUUUGACGCGCCGACUUUCAUAGCACAGACGCGUCUAAUAGAACUAUGCGGGGUAUUUCUCAGUGACUGAACAGAAUUUAUUUACUCCGCAGUGAUAAGAAGUGUGGCGCCUGUAAGCGUAUGUCUGACCGUGGACGGAGCUAUAUUACCCUCCACCUGCACUUACUUGUUUCGGAGUUUUGAUCGCGGUGUCUGUGGGCGAGUAACUUUCAGGCGAGCACAAAUACUUGGAUUUGGAUCGUGAGCGACAAGCAGUAAUAGUGGUUCUCACUUUGCGGGUAGAGAAAAGAGAUUAAGAAAGUGUGAAGUUGCUGAAUGGAAAGUUAGUUUUGACUUUCUUGGUCUCGGGGUAUUUUAGCCUCACUCACAUUGUAUUUGAACCACUAGAAGGUGAAGAGGACAUUCGUCAUUUAAAGCUUGUACGAGUUUGUUAUCAACAUGAGUGGAGGAUUAGUUUUCCACAUGUGGAUGGUUUUAUUGUUGGGGACUAUAACCGGGGUCGGGAGGGCUCAGGUCUCCAACGUCAGAGUGCUGAGGGGCAACAUCAGGAGAGACGACUUGUACCGCAAAGAAGAAAAUAUCACAGUAACGUCAGCGGGUGGAGCCAUCCCCAGUCCACGCUACCCCAAUGCUUAUCCCCGCAAUCUGCUGUUGUCAUGGAAAUUGGUGUCACCACCAGGGAGCCACAUACACCUGGAGUUUGACGGACACUUCGGCCUGGAAGAGGCUGAUAAUGGAGUGUGCAGGUAUGACUUUGUUGAAGUGGAGGACCAAUCAGAGACCAGCACUAUAAUUUGGGGUCGCUGGUGUGGGCAGAAGGCACCGCCUAGUCUCAACUCCAAAACCAACACGCUCAGAGUCACCUUCAAGUCUGACGAUUACUUUGUUGCAAAGCCGGGAUUCAAAGUCUACUACUCACUGCUGUUUGACUGUCCUCUGCCUGCAUCCAUCACCAACUGGGAGGCUGUCACUGUUCCAAUAUUGGACAUUGGUGCAGAGCACAUGCCAAAAGCAGUCACAGAGGUUCCUUUCUCAUUGGAGGAUUUGGACCGGACCAUAGCUGCCUUUGACACGGUGGAACAGCUGUUCAGAUCCUUAAGCCCAGACACCUGGAGACAGGACCUGGACAGCAUCUACACUCAAACACAAAUACAUUAUAGAUCCAGGGCCUAUCAUCUGGCAAGCAGACAUAAUAAAGUUGAUCUAAACCGUCUCUUUGACGACGUCAAGCGGUACAGCUGUACGCCUCGCAACUACUCUGUAAACCUGCGCGAGGAGCUGAGGGCCACCAAUGCUGUUUUCUUCCCUCGAUGUCUCCUGGUCAAACGCUGUGGAGGCAACUGUGGCUGUGGAACUGAAAACUGGAACAAUGGCUGCACCUGUCAAGCCUCCAAAACGACACUCAAACUACACGAGGUGCUGAAGUACGUCCCAGAGGUCACUCUGUAUGAGCGCCCUAAGAGGCUGAAAGUGCGCUGGGUCAUAGAUGAGAUCUUCCUCACACACCAUGAAAAGUGUGAGUGUGCGUGUCCCUCCCAGCCCCCUCGCUGACACACCCAGACUGGCACAUGCAUCUGGAACUGUUGGACGAGUUCCUCUUUUAUCUAUUUUGCAACGGACUUCAUAUAAUUGCAGCAACGCAUACACACAUGCAGCAAAGAAGAAGGCAGCAUUUUGACUGACAAAAAAACACAGCUCGCAUCAUACACCGUGACAUUUGUCCUUGCAAGUAAACCACCUACCUUCCUCUGUACACAGGCCAAACUUGUCUAAAUUUUUCCUUUUUCAAAUCAGAAUUUCUUUCUUCUAAAAAACAAAUUGAUUCAAGAUUCUUUGGAAUACAAAAACAUUACCAUGCCACACUACGAAAAAACAACAUUAUAAUAAACUCACAUUUACAUUUUGAUUUAAGGAGUUUAAUGGAUGCCAACCUGAUUGAAUUCAAAUUUGACUCCAACUGCUGUGUGAAACGUUUAUUCAUAUUUUAUGUGUAUAUAUUUGCAUCUUUGUGUGUUUGUAGGAACUUUAAGCCCUUCUUCAGCCAGAAGCAUGCUGAGAUUUGUGAGCAUGAGACAGAAUGAGGGAGGGAGAGGGGUUGGAGGAAGCGUAAACCAAAAUAACACUUUAUCUUGAUGUGAAAUUAGGCUAACCACAACCCUCUAGAUCUAAAUGGCAUACUAACGCAUUCAAACACACAUUCGCUCUAGGCUUCUGCUCCAUCCUUAAAGACAAAAAGAGUAGUUAUUAUUUAUACUAAAAUCUUCACUGCUCUAUUUAUUAGCGAAGCCUUCUUGUUUUUCACACAUUCCUGUCUGCAUAUAUUCACGCUUCCCUUUGUCUGUCCAUCCAUCCAUAUGCUUCCCGCCCCUUUUCCUUCUUUCUCACUGACUCCAUCUCUCCCGCUUUCUAAAGCACACACUCCCUCUCUCCCUUCAUCACUCUCUAACACAUGAAAAGAAAAGUGAGUUCAGACUGCUGUGCUCUGCCCAGUAUUCUGAGCAUUCCUGGCAUUUCAACUGCUAACUUGAAUUCCGCUAACACGAAUAAAACCGUGAUCCUCAGUCCCUGAACACAUAAGAGAAAAGAGUUUUUUUGGGACAAAUCAAGCUGCCUGUUCGUAGAUUACCAGCACUUCUGGAUGAGAAAGGAGCCACUUUCAAGAUACAGAACAUAAAAGAUUGCAGCUACUUCAGCGGUUUCAAUCAGCAUGUUCACAUAUUCAGCUCGACUGAUUUUUUUGUCAGGCUGCUUUAUAACCUCAUGAAGAUGCUCAUGAGUAUCACAAUCUGACCCCAUUUUGCAAGUCUGCUGGAGCACCACAGUAAAAAAGAGAUCUGUGGGAAUUAGUGUAAUGUUCUUGGUGUUCUUAUGUUCUCUGCUGAAAAUACAACUGAUACCUGUAUAUGUGUGUGUGUUAACGGCUAAGCUAAACCAAGGCUUGUAGAACAAAGACACAGCUACUAAACAUAAAUGGUAUUGGUCUCCUCUCCCUGCGUGAUGCAUUUAACGUGAGAAUGAGACCUAUGCUUGCCUGGAUGAGCCUAUACUUUCCUACCUAAGAGGGGUUGUGCUGUGUUAAACUGAUUCCCCCAGCCGCUGUUUCAAUUCGUGCUGCGGACAUGGGCCUCCUUGCUUUGGUGACCACCCCGUUGGGAGCGAAAUCCGCUCCAGGUCUGCUUUCCAGUGGCCUUGGUCAAGCCCGCUCUACGUGUUGUAGUUUAAGUUUUAAAAAGGUGUAUUUACAAAGAUUGUGUUGCAAGACACAAGAAAAUGUCUCUUCCAACAGUCUCUUUCCAAUUGUGGUCUGCAGCACUCAGCCUGCCGCGGGCUGCUCCUUUCGGAAACAUAGGCUGCGGUCGAAUAGUCAAUUUUGCUUAGGAAGGUUCCUAAUGGAGUGAAAUGACCCGGAAGUAUCUAAGUGGCUGAUAAGGAAAGGUGCUUCAAUGCUUCCUUUGUUACCUCCUUACGCAUAGGAUACACUGGACAAUCCUUUACAGAAGAAAAGGAGUUAUUGCCGUCUCACAAGUCCUUGCGCCAGCAAAAUUUAAAGCGACGCAUGACCAUUUUGCCGUUCCUAAUCAAUAUAAAGGUGCACACUAAAGCCGUAAUCCUGUACCCACUGUGCGUACAUUUCAUUUUCUGUGAGACAUUGCAACACAUCUUAUAAGCCUUUUGAUAAUAAUGUACUUUUUGGCACGGUUUGUUUUAAUAAACUGGUUAAUGCAAGAACUUUACUCUCCUCUCCAACGUUUAAAAUGACAGUGAGCAUCAGAACUCAGAACAGAGCACACUGGUGUUGUAUUUAUAGCCCAGAGUAGCGUCUGAAACAAGUUACCUGUUCGCCCCUCAUGGCUUAUUUCAAUAUACAUGUUUUGUUAAAAAGUCACUAUAUAGGACUACAUUAUUAUGACCAUGUGUAAAAGUAGGAAUAUUAUGUGACAAUUACAUGGAUUGGCUCAAACGCCAUUCAAAUCGAUUACCUGAAAUACACACCCUCCCAAAUAAGUUAUUUGCACCCUUUCUACAGUCUCUGUAAGAUAUUGCUUUUAAAUGAUGCAUUGUAGUGAUGUAUAAGUGUUUUCUUUAAAGAUUUACUGUAAUGAUAAGAAAGCUGUUUUUCUUUAGUAACUGUAAAUGUUUCCAAGCAUGCAGUAAUGUCACUGUAGCUGAUAUUGUGGGAUAUUUAAAUCCCAAAACUAAAAUCUGAAGAGAAAACAUGACACAAGUUUUAGCUUAUGAAACAAUCAAUUGAGUGACGUCUCGGCUCCGCUGUGUUUACAGUUUAGAGAAUACUGUCCUCGUUAAUGAUGUAUUUUUUUCACCCACCCGCAACCAUCUAAUCCUUAUUUAACAUAGAAUAUGUAGCCUACAGUAGAUUCAUAGAUCUAACGCGUUCUGCUUAUCUUGCAUACAUUUAACAAUUGUUUUCAUACAACCAUCCUAAUCGGGAAUUAACUUCAUUUGCUGAAGUUGCUGAAGUGUUUUAUAACAACGAAAUGACAUGCAGUGAGUGCUUCACAUGAAACGACAUCUUUACUGCAGAAUAAGAAGGGAAAUAAAAUGGUGAAGUAAUAUUUCCCACCGGGUUGUCCACAUUUUUUAAGCCUGCAUGAAACAUCACGUUUAGAAAGCACAGACCCAGUAUUCAUUUGCGCUUGUUUCACCGGCAGACUCAGUCAAUAACAUCCGCCACUGUACGAUUACAGCCGAGUGUAAGGGCAGUUAAAUUAUCCUUGCAACGCAGUUAUGGUAAACGUCAUGACCUCAUGAUGUUUACCAUAAGGAAAAGUGGUUGGGAAAAGAACUUAGGAGGUAAUAUUUUGACUUUUCGACCGCAGCCAGUCUCUUGAAUGAAUCUCAUCUCACACACUUGCAAUGGCUGGGUAAAUCAGAUCAACACCACCACAGCCCUUAUAUGAGUCUGACCCUGUCAAUCAGCUAACUACGCCCACGUCUCUAAAGUGACCUGUCUGAUAUCAUAACCGUGUGUGUGUGUGUGUGUGUGUGUGUGUGUGUGUGUGUGUGUGUGUGUGUGUGUGUGUGUGUGUGUGGCGUAUUAAAACAAUAGAACAAGAAUUCAAAGUAACUACUUUUCAAUUCCAAACACAUGAACCAGAUGUGGGAAAU